AUGCUAAUCAACCUGGAAGCCCCAAACGACGAAUGGGAUUACAAAUCCGCUUUAAGAGAAGUCCUCCAUUUCCGCUCAGAUCUCAUGCGCGAGUUCCAGAGAAACAUUUACGUAUCGAGAAAAAGAAUUAUGCCCGAAUCUGAGCAGCCAAAAUUUUCUGAGCAGAGUACAGAAUUGGAACUCGUAAUUCUGGUAUUCCCAACAGAAAGACAUCUGAAAAUAGCUUUGAAAAGGAGAAUAUUGCUUAAAGGGUUUGAGUUGAGCUCGAGGAGAUAUAUCCAGGCUAGAGAGCCUUUCGGAAGAACACUGAUGGGCUAUGGACGCAGUAGCAGCGCGAGUUUGGAAGCACAAAAAGACGAUUUGAUGGAUGGGUUGGUAUCUGACUUGAGUUCUUUCGGAUUGUCAAGAUAUUGUGCGGAAGAAGACAUCGAGAUGAAUUGA
Molecule: messenger RNA, 441 nt
Organism: Cadophora gregata
Lineage: Eukaryota; Fungi; Ascomycota; Leotiomycetes; Helotiales; Ploettnerulaceae
Exons: 2
Coding region: 1-441 (146 amino acids)
Source: RefSeq, a predicted model, not a curated record